Daucus carota subsp. sativus is the source of this 1706-nucleotide messenger RNA. RefSeq lists its product as uncharacterized. The record is from RefSeq and is a predicted model, not a curated record. The transcript is spliced from 11 exons. The coding region runs from base 1 to 1365 and encodes 454 amino acids. Lineage: Eukaryota; Viridiplantae; Streptophyta; Magnoliopsida; Apiales; Apiaceae. Gene Ontology annotation, molecular function: nucleic acid binding.
AUGGCAGCCUUCAUUAAGUUUCCAAUGGAGAUUUUAUGGCACAACACAAAUAUAUGUGACUUUUUCAAAGAAGAUCUCAAGGAAGGCAACAUUUACCGUAUUUCUAACUUUCAUGUGAAAAAGUAUAAGGGAGAAGAAAACAAUAGAGCAAUUCGAACUGAGAAACACAUAUACUUUGACAACUACACAAAUCUGGUUUUAGAUAAAAGAGAUGCAAAUAUUUUCCCAAAGCAUGCUUUUGAUUUGUUUGAUCUCGCUGAUGCUUCAAAGUUUCUGACAGAUCAACGCUUUCUCAUAGAUGUGGUUGGUGUCAUAACAAACAAAUACGUGGAACGUGUUUUCUCAAAAGAUGACAAUAGCAAAUCACACAUUCGAUUUGUUAUCACUGAUGGAAGUUGUGACAUGAGGGUGACCUUCUUCAAUGACCUUGCCGAGGAACUUGAGAAACAGUUAAAAAAAACCACUGAGGAACAAGUUGUGAUUGUAAUUGCAUUUGCCAAAGUUCAGCAACAUGAGGGAUCAAUCUGUUUGAAGAACUAUCCGGCAACAAGGUUUUAUCUAAACCCUGAGCACUAUAGUGUCAACAUUUUAAAGAAAAGAUUGGUCGCUUCUUCAUCAAACAGAAAAUGUGAGGUUGUCCAACAGGUUUUUGUCGAAGAAGUGAUUGAUGACAAAAUCUACCAAAUUUCUGAGAUUAAAAAGUUCACUGCCGAAUGCAUUCAGAAAAAGUAUAAAUGCCAAGUCACUGUGAAGAAGGUCGAGGAGAAGACUAAUUGGUAUGAUAAUGUCUGUACCUCCUGUGCUGAAGAGGUGGACAUUCUUGAUGGAAGAUAUAAAUGUCUGAAUUGUAAAAGAAGUAUCCCCUUUCCCGACAAGAGAUUUCGAUUGGCUACUGUCUGCAACGACUCAAGUGGUUGUAUUGGGAUUGUGUUUCCUGAUGAAGAGAUACAAAGAAUCACCGGAAAGAAUGUUUUUGACAUUGAGAAUGACGAAUCUCAGGUUGGCGAUGCAAUAUCAUUUCCUCCCGUGCUCAAGGAAUUUGAAAAGAAAGAAUUCAUUGUUACCUUGAUCAUAGGUGAGAGCAAUGUCGAGAGCAAAAGUAAUGUUUACGUUGCUCAUUCAAUUGACGAGCCUCCUGAAAUGCUCGGAGACCACGUUCCUGGUGAAGUAACCUCUCUGACCUCCAAGCAAGACUCUAUGGCUGUGGAUUUGAAUGAAACAUUAAAUCGUGCAACUGAUAGUCCAGCAACUGAGAAGUCAACAAACAAGCAGAGGCCACGCAAGAGAACUGAACAUGUGGCAUUCAACACAGAUGAAAUUGUUACAAUGACCAAGCGUAAAAACAUCAAGAAAGACAGUGAUUAGAACCUCCAUUUUAUGGAAUCAAUGUUCAGCAGAGGAAAAUAUGCCAGCAGCUGUUAUGGGCCUUUUGUUUGAUACCUAUUUCUAUAUUCGAAUCAUUUUGGCAGACAUUAUUUUCUGCUGAACAGAGUACUCCUAUUAAUUGUUCUGCUGAACUUCUUUUGACACAAUGUUUAAGUGUAAUGUCUUUCAUACAGUGGACAAGCUCCAAUUGAAUGCGUUUCUGUGAUUUGCCAUUUCUCAUAAGUAUGUGCUGCUAUUUUCGAUUAAUGAAAGUAGCAAUAUAACAUUUAAGAAUUCCAUCUCUACAAUAAUUUCUAUACACGAUUUUGGGUACUGUUAAC